Messenger RNA from Aspergillus uvarum CBS 121591, 2015 nucleotides. It is a transcript of the gene ptcG, whose product is annotated as type 2C protein phosphatase PTC1. The coding region runs from base 1 to 1716 and encodes 571 amino acids. The transcript is spliced from 2 exons. Gene Ontology annotation, molecular function: cation binding; protein serine/threonine phosphatase activity. The record is from RefSeq and is a predicted model, not a curated record. NCBI's taxonomy places the organism in Eukaryota, Fungi, Ascomycota, Eurotiomycetes, Eurotiales, Aspergillaceae. Gene Ontology annotation, biological process: protein dephosphorylation.
AUGUUCAGUGGCUCCUCGAGCCCACCCAAAGAUAGAUCCGACACAACAAUUGCCCGCUCCGGUGCUAUUGACACGCCGCCUCUAAGCAUUCGCACCGAGGAUUCCAACGUCACCCCCAAGAAAUUCUCUCCGCCAGGUGGUUUCUUCACACGGAGAACAAGUGAGGAUCAGGGCCCUGGCAGUGAGAAGAAGCGCCGCAGUAGCACAGUCACGAAAGCUGCCUCAUUCUUUACCAACGCCAAGAACUCCUUUAGCCUGUCAAGCAGCCCACGUGAGAAUUCCUUCAACAACUAUACCAUUCAAGAGCAGCCUGGCCUGGCAAAGUUUGGGAGCAUGGACCCUGCCUUGAGCGUUCCUCAAGGGUCAUUAAACAACUCUGCUGGUGAAUCGCAUCCCACUGCACGCUCGUCAUUCAGAGUCGGCGUCACAGAGGACCGCAAUCGAAAAUGUCGCCGGACUAUGGAAGAUACCCAUGCCUAUUUGUACAACUUCCUGGGGACUCCCGCACUCUCAGCCCAGGGUGAGACGGGCACGAAAGCGAUAGCCAUUCCUACUGGCCCUUCUCCCACAUCUGAGAAAUCAACCAGCGUGGUUGAAACCGACAAUGGAUACUUUGCCAUCUUUGACGGACAUGCAGGCACAUUUGCUGCUGAGUGGUGCGGAAAGAAGCUGCAUCUGAUCCUCGAAGAUGUAAUGCGCAAGAAUCCUAGCACUCCCGUUCCGGAGCUUCUCGAUCAGACAUUUACCAGCGUCGAUCAACAGCUGGAAAAGCUGCCUUUGAAGAACAGUGGAUGUACUGCCGUCAUUGCUCUGUUGAGAUGGGAAGACCGCGUACCCAGCUCGCAUUCCGCCACGGGGUCAUCAGCCCUCGCAUCCGCCGCCGCCGCCGCCGCCGCUAAAACCGAUACAGAUUCCGAUGAGGCGGGCGACACUCCUACCCAGGCUGCUGUCUCGAGUGCACUUCCCAAACUACAAGAGAAGGCGGCUCGUCAGCGCGUCCUCUACACUGCCAACGUUGGUGAUGCACGCAUUAUCUUGUGUCGCAAUGGCAAGGCUCUUCGUCUGUCCUACGAUCAUAAGGGCAGCGACGAGAACGAAGGAAAGCGGAUAGCAAACGCUGGAGGAUUGAUCCUGAACAAUCGCGUUAAUGGUGUUCUCGCUGUGACCAGAGCUUUGGGCGAUGCGUACCUGAAGGAUCUUGUAACCGGACACCCGUACACCACAGAGACCGUUAUACAGCCAGAGUCGGACGAGUUUAUCAUCUUGGCCUGCGACGGGCUUUGGGAUGUGUGCAGUGACCAGGAGGCUGUUGACCUCAUCCGGAAUGUGCCCGAUGCCCAGGAAGCGUCUAAGAUCUUGGUUGAUCACGCGCUUGCCCGCUUCAGCACUGACAAUCUCUCUUGCAUGGUUAUUCGCUUCGAUACGGAACGUGUCAAGGAUGUUGUCAACCGCACCGCUGAGCCCAUUGGCGUCGAAGGCGAUCGGGAAACUGAGCAUGGUGUCAGCGAGGCUGACAAGAUUGUUGAGUCAGCUCGAAAGAGUAUGGCCAAAGCUGGAAUUACAGACAAUCCGGAGAAGGCUGAGAAAGUCCAGGAAGAAAUUCUCGAGAAGAUGGCGAAUGAGCAACCCGAGCCUGCACCACCAGCGAAGGAAGACAACGCUGCCACAAUUGCGGAUAAGUUGAAAGUGCCUGAACCCAGAAAUCCAACUGCAUAAGUGCUCUGGAAUGGACUACGACGCGGUGUAUUGUUCUGCUUAAAGUCGAUAGAAGGACUGGGCUCUUGAACCCGGCCCGUUUUCUCGCUACAAAGGAGUUUAUGGUCGCUUCUGCUCCCUCUUCCGUUUUGACCGUUCAUCUUCUUUCUAACCAUGCGUCUCUGACGCCACUCGCGGGCUUCGUACUUUCUUGUUUUAUUCUUCUCUCUCGAUGGGCUAAGGAAAGGAGUCGCAACAACCCGUCCCCAAUCCCGUCUGCUUUUUUGCCUUCGUUUCCUCCCCCUUUCUACUUCCACUGG